Molecule: messenger RNA, 558 nt
Organism: Theileria orientalis strain Shintoku
Lineage: Eukaryota; Apicomplexa; Aconoidasida; Piroplasmida; Theileriidae
Product: ADP-ribosylation factor
Exons: 5
Coding region: 1-558 (185 amino acids)
Biological process (GO): protein folding
Cellular component (GO): microtubule cytoskeleton; cytoplasm
Molecular function (GO): GTP binding; GTPase activity
Source: RefSeq, a predicted model, not a curated record
AUGGGUUUACUCAAAGUUAUUAGGAAAACUAAAAUUAAAGAGAAGGAAAUUAGAAUUCUAAUCCUGGGCCUUGACAAUGCUGGGAAGACCACAAUUUUAAAAAAUUUAAACAAGGAGGACAUUACUAAAAUUGAGCCGACUGUAGGAUUCAAUAUUAAAUCGAUUCAAUAUCAAGACUAUAUGCUCAACUUCUGGGACAUUGGCGGCCAACGCAGCAUUAGAGCAUUUUGGCGAAACUAUUUCGAAAAUACCGAUGCGCUCAUUUGGGUGGUCGACUCAGUCGACGUCUCCAGGAUCAACAUGUCCAGGGACGAAAUUCUCAAAGUCCUCAAGGAAGAUAGAAUGUGUAAAACCACCUUGCUGAUAUUUGCUAAUAAACAGGACAUAAAGGGCGCUUUGAGUCCGAAACGCAUCUUCGAGUUGUUGAAGCUGGACGACCUGGUCAAAGAACGCAGUUUCAUGAUUUUUGGCAGCAGCGGCUUCAACGGGGAGGGCAUUGUUCAGGGAAUCAAGUGGCUGGUUCAGGACGUCGCUAACCGCAUAUACUGCUACAACUGA